Molecule: messenger RNA, 1968 nt
Organism: Hemicordylus capensis (graceful crag lizard)
Lineage: Eukaryota; Metazoa; Chordata; Lepidosauria; Squamata; Cordylidae
Gene: FGF7
Product: fibroblast growth factor 7
Exons: 3
Coding region: 523-1107 (194 amino acids)
Biological process (GO): lung development; positive regulation of gene expression; positive regulation of epithelial cell proliferation
Cellular component (GO): cytoplasm
Molecular function (GO): type 2 fibroblast growth factor receptor binding; growth factor activity
Source: RefSeq, a predicted model, not a curated record
GCAAUGCAGCUGAAUCAUUCGGCAAUUGCAAAACAGGGGAAAGUCGGGCUGCAAAGAAGUAUUUAAAAUGCUGUGUUGCUGUCAGAAAGCUUUGCUAUCAUGCACAUGCUAACUUUUGAUUUUAUCUCCCUACUGUUUUAUCCCCACAGUAUAAAUGAUAGUUUCUUUGCUUAUGUAAUGACCAUAAAAUUUUAUGCAUACUGCUUUCCUCAUAGAUCUUUUGCUUUCAGCGCGAGCAGUGAAUUCAAGUAGCAAAGGAGGUCACAACAGCCAAAGCUUUUGCUACCUGUUUCUUUAGAGGAUAUCUUGGCUGAAAGGAUACUUAAGGGACGAUUCUCUCUGAUACCUGUAUCUCAAAAGAAGUGAGGACUGGAAUUCUGGAAGAAGGAGCUGUCGCUGGUACAAUCACUUUACAAUUUACAGAAAAGGCAGAGAACAGGUCAAUGACCAAGGAGCAAUUAUCUACUGAAGACAGAUUUUUUUCAUUAUGUUAUUCGUGAGCACCCAGAACACUGCACUAUAAUGCACAAAUGGAUAUUGACAUGGAUCCUGCCAACUUUGCUCUACAGACCAUAUCUUUACAUUCUCUUUCUCGUGAGUGCGAUAUCAUUCGCUUGCAAUGACAUGACCCCAGAGCAAAUGGCUACAAAUGUGAACUGUUCCUCCCCUGAACGACAUACCAGAAGUUAUGAUUAUAUGGAAGGGGGCAAUGUAAGAGUGAGAAGGCUUUUCUGUCGAACAAAAUGGUAUAUCAAGAUUGACAGGCGGGGGAAAAUCAAAGGAGUACAAGAGAUUAACAGCAACUACAGCAUUCUGGAACUAAGAACAGUGGCGGUUGGAAUCGUGGCGAUCAAAGGAGUGGCAAGUGACUACUUUCUCGCCAUGAACAAGUCUGGGAAACUCUAUGGAAAGAAAGUGUGCAAUGAGGACUGCAACUUCGUAGAAGUGAUUCAGGAAAACAAUUACAAUACAUAUGCCUCAGCAAAUUGGACACACAAAGGGAAGGAGAUGUAUAUUGCAUUCAGACACAACGGUGCCCCUAAGAAAGGUCUAAGAACAAGUAAAGAAGACGUUGCUUCCCAUUUCGUUCCAGUUCCAGCAUUCUAAUCAAUAUAUUUAUCUAUGGAAACCCAAUUCCAGCAAAACACAUUCACUUUUUAAAAGCGGGACAGUUGAGCAUGCAAGGAAGAAAAGCUGGAAUACUACUGAAAAACUGAACAAGCUGGACUUGCGCAUUGGUGUUUAUUUUUAAGAGACUGCCUUUAAAAAGAAAUUAAAAAUAUACACAAAAUCAGAUUUAGUAACUAAAAGUUGUAAAAAAUUGUAAAGAGUUGUACAAUCCUUGUUAGAAUAAGAGUAGCUUUGCAGAUUAAGUUAAAUUUACCCUUAAGCGUUAAGUCAUGACUUGAUUACGUGAUAUUUUAUUUAAAAUAAACCUAUCUGCUUAAUUAAACAUGGCUGCUAUAAUAAUAAUAAAGCAGAUGAAAACAUUGUGUACAAUAUGUCAGACUUGAUGGCUGCUGGAAUGAGUCGUCAGAUGAUCAAGUCAGUACUAAUAGUGGAGGCAGAGCAGUAUUAAAUACAUCCCAGGAAUAAUGUAUAAGUAUUAAAAAAAAAAAAAGUUGAAAUUGAAUUACUGUGGUAUUCAGAUAAUAAAGCUAGUAUGAAAGAUGAAGACUGCAAAAUGUUCAUAUGUAUUAGUAAGAAUGCCUAAUGCUGCUCUGAAAGAUGUUGCAAAAUAGUGUAUAUAAAAUAAUAUUAAUAAGGGAAUUGUACUUCAUCUCACUUUCCUCCAAAUAUCCUUUUAUAUAACGACGAAGUAAAAAUUCAGACAUCAUCAUAUGGUUUUUUAUGUAACAUAACCAAUCUUUUUAUAUAAUUCCUGUUAGGGCAUAUGGCUUCUAAUUCUCCCCGUUAUUCAUGCUUUCCCCCCUGUUGUUACAGCAUUAAACUUUAUUUUAAGUUAUA